CGAACGCAACGCAUGUUAGGUGUUCCUGUGGCUUGUUUUGGUUGACAAAUGCUGCAUGACUUAGCAUGGCGAUCCCUAUAGCCAUCUUGGACUGUGAUCUACUCUUACAUGGUCGAGGUCAUAAGACCCUGGACCGCUUUGACCUGGACUCUGUCUCAGAUAACUUCCUCCUAACACAAUUUGGCUUCCCCAGAGAGUUUAUUCUGUUUCUGGUGGAAUUACUCAGAGAGGCUCUAUGUAGACGUACCCAGCGGUCCAGAGCCAUCAGUCCUGAGGUCCAGGUAUUGGCUGCUUUGGGCUUUUACACAUCUGGCUCAUUCCAGACAUCUAUGGGAGAUACUAUCGGGAUCAGCCAGGCUUCGAUGUCAAGAUGUGUGUCCAAUGUGACCAAAGCCCUGGUGGAGAAAGCUCCUCAGUUCAUCAUGUUCAACAGGGAUCCCUCCAGCAGAGAGCAGUCCUUCCAGGAGUUUCAGAGAGUUGCAGGAUUUCCAGGAGUUCUGGGGGUGCUGGACUGUGUUCAGGUUGCCAUCAAAGCUCCAAACAGCGAAGACUCGUCGUAUGUGAACAAGAAGGGGUUUCACUCUGUGGGCUGCCAGCUGGUUUGUGAUGCCCGAGGACUGUUACUCAGCGCAGAGACCCACUGGCCCGGUGGACUCAAAGACACCGAUGUUCUAGAAAGAUCUGCUCUCCACAAACAGCUGCAGGACACAGAGAAGGGCUGGCUGCUGGGUGACUGUCGUUACCCUCUGAGGAAGUGGUUGAUGACCCCGGUUGACAAACCAGAAUCCCCUGCAGAGUUUCGAUAUAAUCUGGCCCACACUGCUACACAUGAGAUAGUGGACAGAACCUUCAGAGCCAUCCAGACCAGAUUCAGAUGUCUAGAUGGCACCAAAGGAUACCUACAGUAUUCUCCAGAGAGGAGCUCGUCCAUCCUGCUGGCCUGCUGUGUCCUCCACAACGCCUCCCUGCAGUCUGGACUAGACGCCUGGACCCUGGAGAGGACCGACCCUCUGGAGCAGCCCGAGAGCCUGGAACAGAGACCUGAGGACCGCGACAGCCAGGCAGAGGACCUCAGACAACAGCUCAUACUCAAACACUUCAGCUAAAGCACUGGCUGGACUCGGGACUCAAGUCGAGUUCAUGAAGACGUCAAAGAGAUGAAGAUUAUGUCAAGACUGGAACCAGAGCAAAUCAAGUCACAAAAGUCACAUAUAAAGCAAGAACUUCUAUAGACGCAGUGUUGCUGAUGCAGUUUUUUAAUAUUUUGCUGGUUUCUACUCUACUGACUACACUAAGAUAAUAUAGUUAUAUAUGGAGGAACAUGCAAGACACUAUACAACAAACCAAGACAACAUUAUAUCCAAACACAUUUCAAACAACUGAACUCAUUGGGAAGUGCUGGAUUAUUCUCUCUGGACUCCAAAUGUUCAUGGAGAUGUUAGAAUAAUCAAGCACUUGCUGGUGUUGUACAACUAUUCAAACUGUGUGAAGCUACUGUGUCGUCCAGGUUUCUUUACAAGUGGAAAAAGUCACCCUCCCUGCUAUUUUUUAAAAUCCCUCCCCACCUUCUUCCCCAAAUAUCCACUGUUUUUUCUCCUAUUUUUUCCCUUUCCCACGUAAUUCCACAGGUUAAAAUCUUGGACUAUGUCACAAUACAAAAACAAGGCCCUUUAUUUACAACAUCUGCACAUUAAGUUGUCAUUAUUUAUGUACACUGGUGCAUUAAGACUGUUAAAGGCGAGAAUGACAGGAUGGUUGUGCAACGGGCUGCAGUCACGUGAUGUCUUUGUGUACGCUUAGCAUGAGGGACACAAAAUGAAAUGAACAGAGAAGAAAAAUAGAAAAUCUUAGUGAACUGUAAUGUUGUGAAGAUCAAAAAGGAUUUCUGGAUGUUUUAUGGUCAGAGUUUGUAAUUGUUUCCUCAAGGAUUUGGACUGGGACAGUGAAACAUCUGUUUUCAUAACUUUUAAUUUGAAGGAAUACCAUGACGAGUAUCAUUGAUUUUUCUCACAUUGUCAGAAUAGUGGUGAAGAAAUAAAAACUUUUUUCUAAUGUCCUGGUGUUCCUUCAAAUUGUGGAGAGAACAAAGCUAGCGGUGUUUUACUUCCUGGAAUGUUUUAGUCCCCUGAUUGGCUUCAUCAAUAUAUACACACUUUCUACAAACAGGAAUAAAUACAACAUGCACUGCUGUCGCAUGAGCUCAUUUAGUUAAUGUUUUAGAUGUUUCCUCUGCUGCUUCGAGGUCAUAGGAUGUUUUUAUAGCAGAAAAAUAUUUAUAUUACACAUUAUUGACCGUAUUAUAAUUUUUACAGGUUUGCAGUUGGUUUGUGAUAAAUUUCUUUGGCUUUCUGGGUCAAGAACUUUAACUUCUGGGUAAAAUUGGAUUUUUUUCAAUUGAUUUUUAAAUCAUAAGGGAAUAAAAAAGACCUGCAGAGGUUUUCAUACGACAGCAGUGAAACAUAAAGACUGUAUUACAGUUAAAAGACACAAACAGAUCAUGUCAAAGUUUUACAAUCCAUGACACACCAUGUAAACUACACACCAUCAUGUAAAACUUCACAUCAUCCUAAAUGCCAAAACACAACAUACAAUUCCUUUUUUUUUUUUGCAUAAAAUAAAUAUGCCCUUUUUUGAUGCUCAGAAUAUAUUAUAAGUUGUAUUUUUGUGUUUUUUUUGUAAACAUUAUUUAGAAAAAUGAGACAAUAAGAUAAACUAACUUUAAAAACA
This is a messenger RNA of Seriola aureovittata, 2727 nucleotides long. It is a transcript of the gene harbi1, whose product is annotated as harbinger transposase derived 1. The coding region runs from base 66 to 1106 and encodes 346 amino acids. The transcript is spliced from 7 exons. Lineage: Eukaryota; Metazoa; Chordata; Actinopteri; Carangiformes; Carangidae. The record is from RefSeq and is a predicted model, not a curated record.